Molecule: messenger RNA, 522 nt
Organism: Staurois parvus
Lineage: Eukaryota; Metazoa; Chordata; Amphibia; Anura; Ranidae
Source: the annotation of a GenBank genome assembly
CCCUCCCAAUCAUGUGAUUCAGGUGUUCCAAUUCCCUCCCAAUCAUGUGAUUCAGGUGUUCCAAUCACCUCCAUAUCAUGUGAUUCAGGUGUUCCAAUCACCUCCAUAUCAUGUGAUUCAGGUGUUCCAAUCCCUUCCAUAUCAUGUGAUUCAGGUGUUCCAAUCCCCUCCAUAUCAUGUGAUUCAGGUGUUCCAAUCCCCUCCAUAUCAUGUGAUUCAGGUGUUCCAAUCCCCUCCAUAUCAUGUGAUUCAGGUGUUCUAAUCCCCUCCCAAUCAUGUGAUUCAGGUGUUCCAAUCCCCUCCAUAUCAUGUGAUUCAAGUGUUCCAAUCCCCUCCAUAUCAUGUGAUUCAGGUGUUCCAAUCCCCUCCAUAUCAUGUGAUUCAGGUGUUCCAAUUCCCUCCCAAUCAUGUGAUUCAGGUGUUCCAAUCCCUCCAUAUCAUGUGAUUCAGGUGUUCCAAUCCCCUCCAUGGAUACAGGUGUAUACAAUCAAGCCCCUAGGCAUGCAGACUGCUUCUACAAAC